Taeniopygia guttata (zebra finch) is the source of this 2345-nucleotide messenger RNA. Lineage: Eukaryota; Metazoa; Chordata; Aves; Passeriformes; Estrildidae. The record is from RefSeq and is a predicted model, not a curated record.
GAAUCCCCCCAAAUCCCCCCAAAAUCCCCCCGGCCCCCCCAGCCAUGACGGUGGAGUUGGAUUUCGAGGAGUGUCUGAGGGACUCGCCGUGGUUCAGGGCCGCGCUGGACGAGGCCGCCGCGGACGCGGCCGAACUCGAGACUCACCUGGAGAAGGUGCUGAAGCUCUGCUCGGCCGUGCUGGAGGCCGGCCGGGUUCUGGAAGUUUCCAGCCGCGCCUUCGCCGCGGGGCUCCGGGAGCUGGCGGGGACCCCCCGGGGGGACCCCCUGGUGCGGGAGGCUCUGGAGAAGUUCUGUGACUCCCUGGAGCAGAUGAUGGACAGCCACGAGGAGCUGCGGAGCUGCACCCAGAGCGCCCUCGGGAGGCACCUGGAGCCGCUGGGCCACUCCCUGCGCUCUCUCCUCUCCGCGGGCCGGGCCCGUUCGCGCGCGGCCGAUCUCCUGCAGGGGGCGCUGCAGCACCACGCGGAGACCCCCCGGCGGCGCCCCCUGGAGGCCGCGGCGGCGGCGGCGGCGCUGGGCGGGGCCAGGGGCGUGGCCAGGGCCCGGGGGCUGGACUACGUCCUGCAGCUGAAGGUGCUGCAGGACCGGCAGAAAACGGAAAUUCUGCAAUUUGUGCUGUCCCUGCUGGAGGCUCAGGCCGCGUUUUUCACCUGCGGCCACCAGGGGGAGACAGCGACCCGCGACUACCGGGGACACCUGGGGGCGCAGCUGGAGCGGGCACAGCUGGACGCGGCGCGGCGCCGGCGGGACCUGGAGCAGCGGCACCACCUCCUGCUGCAGCAGGACCUAUCGCGGGAGGAGGUGGGCGUGGCCGCGGCGGGGGCGGGGCCUGAGGCCCCUCCCAUGGAGGGUUACCUGUACAAGCGAGCGAGCAACGCCUUCCGCACCUGGAGCAGGCGCUGGUUCUUCAUCCAGGGCAGCCAAAUGCUCUACCUGAAACGGGCCCGCGACCCCCCCACGGUGCUGGUGGAGGAUUUGAGGCUCUGCACGGUCAAACCCUGCCCCGACCUCGAGCGCCGCUUCUGCUUCGAGAUCGUCUCCCCAUCCAAGUGCUGCGUGCUGCAGGCGGACUCGGGGCCGGCGCAGCUUCGCUGGGUCAGCGCCGUGCAGAGCGGCAUCGCCUCCGCCUACGGCCAGGGCACCCCAAAAACCCAGCCCCCCGGCCGGGCGGGGUCGCUGUCGGGGCCCCCCCCGGAGCCCCCCCCGGUUUUGGGGGCGAUUUUGGGGCUGGAGGGGAACGGGACCUGCUGCGACUGCCGGGAGCCCCACCCCGAGUGGGCCAGUGUCAACCUGGGCAUCACCCUCUGCAUCCGCUGCUCGGCCGUGCACAGGGGUCUCGGCGUUCACCUCUCCAAGGUUCGAUCGCUCACCCUGGACUCGUGGGAGCCCGAACUGGUGAAGCUGAUGUGCUCCCUGGGGAACCGCGCCCUGAACGGGAUCUACGAGGCGCGGGUGGAGGAGAUGGGGGUGAAGAGACCCCCCCCCGACCCCCCCAGGGCCCAGCGCGAGAGUUGGAUCCGGGCCAAGUACGUGGAGAAGAAAUUCCUGAGGGGCGUGGCCGGACACGCCCCCAGGCCACGCCCCCCGCGCCAUGGCCCCGCCCCCCAGCCAGGCCACGCCCCCCGAGGGAGCCCCGCCCACGCCCCGCCCGCCGAGCCCCCCGAGCCCCCCGAGGCCGAGGGCGCCCCCCGGCUGCCCCCCGGGGCGCUGCUGUUCUGGGCCGCGCGGCGGCGCCGCCUGCGCACCAUGGCCGAGGCGCUGGCCCGGGGCGCCGAGCCCGGCUGGGCCAACGCCGCCCAGGGCAACCGCACCCCGCUGCUGGAGGCCGUGGCCGCGAAUUCGCUGCUGGGCUGUGAGUUCCUGCUGCAGAACGGGGCCAGCGUCAACCAGAGCGACGGGCGGGGGCAGGGCCCGCUGCACCUGGCCACCGAACUGGGACACACUGGCCUGGCCUGCCUGUUCCUGAAGCGGGGGGCCGAUGUCAACGCGGUGGACGCGGACGGGAGGGACCCGCUGACCAUCGCCAUGGACGCGGCCAACGCCGACAUCGUCACCCUGCUGCGACUGGCCAAGAUGCGCGAGGUGGAGGCGGCCCAGGGACAGACCGGUGACGACACGUACCUGGACAUCUUCCGCGACAUUUCCCUGAUGGCCUCGGACCACCCCGAGAAACUCGCGCGGGCCCCGCCCCCCAAGCACUGCACGCUGUAGCCCCGCCCCCUUUGCAUAGACACGCCCCCUUUGUAAAGCCACGCCCCUUUUGUAAAGCCACGCCCCCUUCGGCAGAGCCACGCCCCCUCCUCGGGCAGCAGCCAAUGGAAUAAAGGCUCGGUGGGACCAAAA